Molecule: messenger RNA, 2032 nt
Organism: Camelina sativa (false flax)
Lineage: Eukaryota; Viridiplantae; Streptophyta; Magnoliopsida; Brassicales; Brassicaceae
Product: xyloglucan galactosyltransferase XLT2
Biological process (GO): xyloglucan biosynthetic process
Molecular function (GO): galactosyltransferase activity
Source: RefSeq, a predicted model, not a curated record
ACAGAAAAGGAAAAAGAAACAGAAUCUCCCCGUUUCUCGAGCACUCUUAUUAAGUUCUCUCUAUCUCUCAGAGAGUUAAGCUUUACGCCUUCAACGAGAACCACACAACAAGGCAAACUAACCCAAACGCUUAUUUUUUCCUUCUUUUUACCUCCCUCCGGAGAUUUUAGCUCCGUCGUCGUAACGGACCCAAAAUUUCCGGCGACGGAAUCGAAUCUCAUCAUCUUCAGCAUAAACUAUGCUUCCUGUCUCAAAUCCAUCCAGUCCUGAACGUCUCCUCAAAAAAACCAGAACCCCAGACACCACCACCGCCAUUGAUCGUAAAAGCUCCUUCAACUCGCUUAACUCUAUCGGAAACCGCUCUACCUACAUCGCCGCUUCUCGUAGCCACUGCACAUGGCUUAUCCUCUCUCUUCUCUCUCUCCAACUCAUCCUCUUCCUCACUCUCCGAUCCAUCCCUUUCCCUCACCGUCACAUCCCUCUAAACUUCCCUUCCCCCGCCGCCGUCUCCGUCUCCGCCAUCACCACCACCACCACCGUCAUCUCUACCUCCUCCUCCGAUCCCCCUCUCUCCUCCUCCACGUCCUCAGACUCACGAUGCGAUUCAGGUCGAGUCUUCGUCUACGACAUGCCAAAGAUCUUCAACCAAGUGAUUCUACAGCAGUGCGAUAACCUCAACCCGUGGAGCUCUCGCUGCGACGCUCUCUCCAACGACGGUUUCGGCAAAGAAGCGACGUCGUUGCGCAACGUGAUCCCUGAAGAUUUGGUUCAGUCUUGGUUCUGGACUGACCAGUUUGUAACCGAAAUCAUCUUCCAUAACCGGAUUUCAAACCACCGGUGUCGGACUCUGGAUCCGGAAUCAGCUACGGCCUUUUACAUCCCGUUCUACGCUGGACUCGCGGUCGGUCAAUAUCUUUGGUCAAACUACGCAGCGGCUGAUCGUGACCGUCAUUGUAAGAUGAUGACACAGUGGGUUAAAGAUCAACCUUAUUGGAAUAGAUCCAACGGUUGGGAUCAUUUCAUUACCAUGGGACGCAUCACAUGGGAUUUUCGCAGGUCUAAAGACGAAGAUUGGGGAUCUAACUGUAUCUACACCCCCGGGAUGCGUAACAUCACGCGCCUCCUCAUUGAGCGUAACUCUUGGGAUCACUUCGACGUCGGUGUGCCGUACCCUACCGGAUUCCACCCUAGAUCGGACUCCGACGUCGUGAGAUGGCAGGAUUUUGUACGAAACCGCCGUCGUGAGACGUUGUUCUGUUUCGCCGGAGCUCCACGCGCCGGGAUUCAGAACGAUUUCAGGGGAUUGCUUCUUCGUCACUGCGAGGAAUCGCGCGGGGCUUGCCGGACGGUGGAUUGUACCGUCGGGAAAUGCUCGAACGGCUCGUCGGCGAUCUUGGAGACGUUUCUCGGGUCAGAUUUUUGUCUCCAGCCUCGAGGCGACAGCUUCACGCGCCGGUCGAUAUUUGACUGUAUGUUAGCCGGUUCGAUUCCGGUUUUCUUUUGGAGACGGACCGCGUACAUGCAGUACCAGUGGUUUUUACCGGAUAAACCGGAUAGUUAUUCGGUUUUUAUAGACCGGAACGAGGUUAAAAACGGUACGACGUCUAUAAAGGAAGUGUUGGAACGGUACAGUAAAGAGGAUGUGAGGAAGAUGAGAGAAAGAGUGAUCGAUUUGAUACCGAACUUGGUGUACGCGAAGUCUCCGAAUGGUUUAGAGAGUUUCAAAGAUGCUUUUGAUGUUGCUAUAGAUGGAGUUUUUAGAAGAUUCAAGGAGCAAGAGAAUUGGUACAAAUGGUGAUUGAAGAUGAAGAUGAACAUGGUUAUUUAUUUAUUAUUAAUAAGGAUUCUUCAAAUUUUAGUAGCUUCAGUAAAAGUUAUGAUUACACUGUAAAUUUAAGAUUUUUGUUUGAGAAGAUGAAAUAAGUUGGUUAGUUGAACUUUUUGUUUAUUACAAAAACACUUGAUGGAGUAGUCAAGGAAGUGGUUCUAUGUGUUUGUAGAGUUCUCUUUUUUAUAUAUUCUCUUUUGGAGA